Molecule: messenger RNA, 804 nt
Organism: Diaporthe citri
Lineage: Eukaryota; Fungi; Ascomycota; Sordariomycetes; Diaporthales; Diaporthaceae
Exons: 2
Coding region: 1-804 (267 amino acids)
Source: RefSeq, a predicted model, not a curated record
AUGGCUUCCAACGGCAAGAACUCCGCUAUCCAGGACAUACGAGAUCAUGCUCGCCACAAGCAUUGGAAGAAGUUCGACUCCAUCAUCAGGACCUUGACUGCCAUGGAUGCUUCACCAACUGACCUUGAAGCGAGGCUGCGGUCAGUUUUGAACGGAACUAUGGACCAGGGAGGAAAGAACGGCUUAAUUGACCCGGACAGUGCCGUUCCAGAGGCCAACGCAGACACUACACUCAAAGGGAAAGCCACCUCGAAGGAGGGCGGCAACGAGCGGAUAAUCAAAGUUGAAGACGACGAAGAGCAGCCACGAAGCGCCACCAAAUACGGUGAGGUCCACGUUCGCAACUCCCCAGCAACUGGAACGGAUCGACAGAAAUGGAAGGCGACCGAGGACAUUGGCACAAUGGAUCGCAAGGGCAAGCGACUCACCCGAAGCAAGAGCGGAAACCAACCUGCAAGCCAGCAAACCGGCCAUGUUGAAUCCAAAAUUCCCCAGCUUUCUUUCUCCGAGGCACCACCCGAUGCGAACAAGAAUCCGACCCCAGCUGCUCACAUCUUUCGCGAUGAGCGAGGUGUCUUCGUCCGGCCCAGAGUUGGCUGGCAGUUUCGCGAGAUCAAAGGAAUCACCAAGGUAUGGUACGACGGGAAGUGGCGACCCUUGAUCGAGGAUCAGCCAAGCUUCAAAGGAGUGUGUGAGAAAGGCGGUUGGAUCCUGCCAAUAAUGGCUGGAUCGAAGGGGGCGUCUCUGGAGCAGAGAAGGAGGUGGGAGCGUCAAGGAAUGGUUGAGUUCAACUCUCUGUCUUGA